Aspergillus ibericus CBS 121593 is the source of this 1596-nucleotide messenger RNA. RefSeq names its product sugar porter family MFS transporter. Gene Ontology annotation, cellular component: membrane. Gene Ontology annotation, molecular function: carbohydrate:proton symporter activity. The record is from RefSeq and is a predicted model, not a curated record. Bases 1 to 1596 code for a protein of 531 amino acids. Gene Ontology annotation, biological process: carbohydrate transport; transmembrane transport. NCBI's taxonomy places the organism in Eukaryota, Fungi, Ascomycota, Eurotiomycetes, Eurotiales, Aspergillaceae. The transcript is spliced from 4 exons.
AUGUCUUCAGUGCCUACCUUCGCCGGCUUGUCCGGUCGAAAGUUGAUGUGGUCGGUGACCUCAUGUGCAACCUUGGGCUUUUUACUUUUUGGCUAUGACCAGGGUGUGAUGAGUAGUAUCAUCGAUGCUGACCCGUUUAAUGAUGUUUUCACGGCUACAAGAGACAACUCGACCAUGCAGGGUGUGGUCACUGCGAUUUAUGAGCUUGGCUGCCUUGGCGGCGCUCUGUUUAUUCUUGGCUGCGGUGAUUGGCUUGGCCGCAGAUAUUCCAUCAUGUUGGGGGCUACCAUCAUGAUCAUCGGAGUCAUUCUCCAGAUCACGUCUUUCUCGGGACAUGUUCCGCUGGCCCAAUUCUGCAUUGGACGUGUGGUCACCGGCAUUGGAAACGGCAUGAAUACGUCGACGAUUCCCACUUACCAAGCAGAGUGCUCGAGAACCUCCAACCGUGGUCUGCUCAUUUGUAUUGAGGGCAGCACCGUGGCAAUCGGAACCCUAAUCUCCUAUUGGAUUGACUUUGGGGCCUCUUACGGCCCCCCGGACCUCACCUGGCGAUUCCCCAUUGCCUUUCAGAUCUUCUUCGGUCUGCUCAUUAUCUUGGGUCUUUUGUUUCUGCCAGAGUCUCCUCGAUGGCUGUUCACGCAGGAGCGCUACGAGGAAGGCGAGCGAGUCAUUGCCGCGUUGCAAGGCAAGGAGAUCAGCCACCAUGAUGUUCAACUGCAGAAGACCAUCAUUCUGGAUUCCCUGCGCGCUUCUGGCAUGGCCACCAAAUCUACCCCCAUGUCGGCCGUGUUCACCGGUGGCAAGACGCAGCACUGUCGCCGCAUGUUACUGGGCUGCUCGUCCCAAUUCUUCCAGCAAAUCGGUGGAUGCAACGCCGUCAUCUACUAUCUCCCAGUCCUGUUCCAACAAUCCCUGAACCAAACCGAGUUCAUGGCCAUGGUCCUCGGAGGCGUCAAUAUGAUCGUCUACUCCAUCUUCGCGUGCCUGUCGUGGCUGCUGAUCCAAAAGGUCAGCCGACGCAAGCUCUUCCUGGCCGGCUCCUUUGGCCAGAGCGCCUCGAUGAUCAUCACCUUUGCCUGUCUCAUCCCGGGCGAUGCGCAGGCUGCGAAAGGUGCCGCCGUGGGUCUGUUUACCUUUAUCGCGACGUUCGGAGCGACGUGGCUUCCGCUGCCCUGGCUCUACCCGGCCGAAAUCUCGCCCAUCAAAACGAGAGCCAAAGCGAACGCCAUCUCGACCUGCACGAAUUGGCUCUUCAACUUUCUCAUCGUGAUGGUCACGCCCAUCAUGAUCCGGAACAUCAAGUGGGGCACGUAUCUCUUCUUCGCCGUGAUCAACGCCUUGUUCAUCCCGAUUAUCUACCUGUUCUACCCCGAGACCUCGGGGCGGUCGCUCGAGGAGAUCGAUUUGAUUUUCGCCAAGGGAUACGUCGAGAAGAUGACUUAUGUGCGGGCGUCGAAGGAACUGCCCCAUUUGACGGAUGAGGAGAUUGAACAGGUGGCCAUUCAGUAUGGAUUCGGGCCGGCGGACCAGGCCCCCAACGGGGAUAGUGAUAGUGCCGAGUUGGGGAAGACCGAGGUGGAUCCGGAGAAGAACUGA